AUGAGGAACGGCGGAAAAGAAACAAUGUCGUAUUUGCGCGACUGGCGACAAGCGUUGCGCGCACCGCACGUCUAUCGGGUAGCGAAUAGCACAUUCCGUGUACAAAGCCAGUGUUUACUGCUGCUUCUCCUUGUCGCGAGUGUGUCGAUUUUCUUCCUGGCGUAUCCGCUGCUGCAUACCGUCAUGUGUUCGCCACCAAGAACAUCGACCCUUACGCAGUGUCGUUAUUACAAGUACAACAAAACUUAUCCUACCUCGACACCCAUCAGAACUUCCAUGGGUAUCACCUAUAGAAUAGCGAUAGUCAGCGACCUCGAUCACGACUCCAGGCUGCCGGAUAAGAAAGACACAUGGCACAGUCUCAUGAAAACCGGCAGUCUUUAUUGGAAUCCCAACACGAAUUUUCUCUCUGUUAUCUGGGACGACAGAACUAUUACGUUAUCUUCCUCGCUGUCUAUGAAAGGACGUGGUAUGGAACUGUCAGAAUUGGUGACGUUUGACGGUCGUUUAUUAUCCUUUGACGAUCGUACAGGAAUGAUAUAUUUCCUUGAAGGUGAUCAAGCUUAUCCAUGGGUGAUCUUAAUGGAUGGAAACGGUAGAAAUCAAAAAGGAUUUAAAUCUGAAUGGGCAACCAUCAAAGAUGAGCAAUUGUAUGUUGGCAGUAUGGGAAAAGAAUGGACUACACCGUCUGGUGAAUUUGAACACAACAAUCCAUUGUGGAUAAAAGUGGUAUCGCCACGUGGGGAGACACAUUCUCUUAAUUGGAUUUCUUAUUACAAGCGAUUAAGGCAAGCAAUUAACAUCGAAUAUCCAGGUUACAUGAUACAUGAAUCUGCAGUUUGGAGUGACAUACACAAAAGUUGGUUCUUCUUGCCUAGAAGAUGUUCCCAUGAACGUUACAAUGAGACCAGGGAUGAGAUGAUGAGCUGUAACGUCUUGUUGACUGCAGAUGAAAAUUUUGUUGAUAUUAAAGUUACUUAUAUUGGAGAGCUAAUUCCAAUCAGAGGUUUCUCCAGCUUCAAGUUCCUUCCUGGUUCACAGGAUUCUAUAAUAAUAGCAUUAAAGACGGAAGAAUACCAAGGACGAACAGCUACUUAUAUCAUGGCUUUUACAACAGAGGGGAACGUGAUAAUGCCCGAAAGCAGAGUGAUGGAUAAGAAAUUUGAAGGACUAGAAUUUAUAUGACAUUCCAUAUAGAAAUAGUAAAUUGCUUAACAAACUUGUAAAUAGAUGUACAGAUUUUGCUUAAAUUUUAGAUAAGUUUUUAUGAACCCAAACUUUAAAAAACUCGGUGUAAAUAACUCUGAAUCACUUUUCCGAUCGAUAAAUACUUCUGCAUUUGAAGUAAUGGAAUAGAAAUUUUAUUCUCGCUGAUGUUAAACCAGUAAUGGCAAACUGCUUGCCAUUUAAAUAUAAGCUAAACUACAAUUGUAAAUAUAUA
Molecule: messenger RNA, 1441 nt
Organism: Harpegnathos saltator (Jerdon's jumping ant)
Lineage: Eukaryota; Metazoa; Arthropoda; Insecta; Hymenoptera; Formicidae
Product: soluble calcium-activated nucleotidase 1
Exons: 4
Coding region: 1-1185 (394 amino acids)
Biological process (GO): proteoglycan biosynthetic process
Molecular function (GO): GDP phosphatase activity; UDP phosphatase activity; calcium ion binding
Source: RefSeq, a predicted model, not a curated record